UUUCUUCCAACUAAAACCCAGAACUUUCCUUAAGUCCCAAAUGGAGUAUUCUGGUUCAUCAAGUAGGCCUUGUUUCAUUGAAGAGGAUGAUGGGUUGGCUUCUCUUGCAGAUAUGGAAGCUGGAUAUUCGGGAACCCACUACCAUGGUUUUAACCAAAAUGGGUUUUUCUCAAGGAGGACUAGUUUGAGGAAUUUGACAUCAUCGUCUUCUUGUUCGAGGUUUGUUAGGUUUUACGAUGGCAGAUUCGAAGAUCAUCAGCCCCAUUUCUUGGAUGCUUGUUUUCUUUGCAAGAAUCCUCUUGGGGCUAACCGAGACAUCUUCAUGUAUAGAGGGGACACGCCAUUCUGUAGUGAAGAGUGCAGACAAGAAGAAAUAGAGACGGAUGAAGCCAUGGAAAAGAACCGGGACCUUUCUUCCUCAAUGAAAUUAUCGAUAAAUAAGGAACAAAGGAAAUCGAAAUCUUCGAACAAAGCUCAAGACUACUCUUUCAUUACUGGCACCGUUGCAGCUGCUUGAGUCUCCUCAACAUCUCCACCAUACUUAUAGUUGCAG
This is a messenger RNA of Hibiscus syriacus, 553 nucleotides long. RefSeq names its product FCS-Like Zinc finger 1-like. Lineage: Eukaryota; Viridiplantae; Streptophyta; Magnoliopsida; Malvales; Malvaceae. The record is from RefSeq and is a predicted model, not a curated record. The coding region runs from base 41 to 517 and encodes 158 amino acids. The transcript is spliced from 2 exons.